Abrus precatorius (Indian licorice) is the source of this 1239-nucleotide messenger RNA. RefSeq names its product protein DEHYDRATION-INDUCED 19 homolog 6-like. The record is from RefSeq and is a predicted model, not a curated record. Bases 172 to 786 code for a protein of 204 amino acids. NCBI's taxonomy places the organism in Eukaryota, Viridiplantae, Streptophyta, Magnoliopsida, Fabales, Fabaceae. The transcript has 5 exons.
GAUGACCGAUUAGAAAGCAAAGUCUUCUCUUUCUUUGAGUUGAGACUCAAAAAGAUCUUUUACCCCUCUCCACUCUUAUCUCGUUGAUCACUUGCACCUCCUCAAGCCUCAAAGUAGCACCAUCACUUCCAUUUCAUUCUACAGUGAUCCUCUGAAGAAGCUUAAAUCAUCAUGGACUUCGACUUCAGGGCUAGUUUUCAUUCUGUCAAGCACCUCUCUGCUGUUCAAGCUGCUACACUUCACUCUGAUAAUAACUAUUCAGGGAUCCAUUACACGGAAGUGGAAAAUGAUGGCCGGUCUGAUUUCCGAUGUCCUUUUUGUGAUUUUGAAAUUGAUGUUCCUAUGCUCUGCAGCAAUUUUGAAGAGGAGCAUUGCUCUUCCCUAAAAGAUGUGGUUUGUCCUGUGUGUGAAGAAAAUUUAGGGAAGGAAACAAUCAUGCAAUUUAUGCAUUCUAGCUCUCGGAAGUGGGCGUGGAAGCCUGAGAAAUCUAGCAUGUGCUCUGGUUAUUCAGCAAUGCUUGGCAAGAAACUGGCUUCCAGGGGAAACAAACAAGAAUCAAAACCUGACCCACUUUUGUCAUCGUUUGUAUGCACCAUGCCUGUUCCAAACCUUAACAAUAUUAAUACAGGUGAAGACUCCAGCUCCAGCAACAAGGAUAUAUACAUUCCUGAUGCAAAAAGGUCUGGCACAGAUGCACAAGAUAUGGGGGAUGAGGAGGACCAACAAGAGAAAAGGUUGAGAGCAGCUUUUGUUCAACAGUUAGUAUUAUCAACAAUAUUUGAGUAAAUAUGUUGGUAGAAUUUAAAGCCACACAAGUCAUGGAUUGGUAGCAGAUAGCCUCUGACGCUGAUUCAACAGGCACUGGGUUUUAUUGUUGUGCUGUACGAGUUUAGGAAAUGUGAAAAUAGUCUAUAAGUGAGGCUAUGUGUAUUUAAUUUGAACAUACUUCAUCUUUCAAUUAAUGUCUGUUCUUUGGUACUCUUUAUAGAAAUUCGUAAAUCUGCUUUCCCACGUCAUUUUCAUCGUUCACGAAUCACAUCUUAUCGUCCCUGGGAGAGCGACUGAUAUUGGUAUCUAUGAUUACGAAUCUCAUUUUAGUUAUCUCCUAGUUGGGGGUUAAUAUGGAAUGGAAAAAGGGUUACACUGAUGCACCCAAAUCAUGUCACUGUAUUUGUAUAACGUUAAGUUGAUUAUAUCCAUCCUAUCAAUUCGAGUUUCUGAAAUAACCAUGGAUUUAAG